Molecule: messenger RNA, 798 nt
Organism: Chilo suppressalis (striped riceborer)
Lineage: Eukaryota; Metazoa; Arthropoda; Insecta; Lepidoptera; Crambidae
Source: the annotation of a GenBank genome assembly
AUGGAACCAGCCUCCACACCCAUCAAAUCACUUGAUGAAAAUAGUAUAACAUCCCUACAUGCAGCUGUACAGAACCUAGUGAAAAGUAACGCAGAGAUAUUACGACGGCUAACAGAAAUAGAAAAGCACACAUUUGAGGUAAGCCAACUACACAAGCGCAUCGAAGACCUGAAACGGGAUUGCGAGCAUGACAGGCGCCGUAUUGCAGAACUGGAAGAUCGUAUCGAUUUGUAUGAGGGGCAUAGCCGUGACAGUUCCAUAGAAAUACAAGGGGUGCCUAUCACUGAAAAUGAAGACUUGUACGAACAUGUGCAAAAACUGGGUCAGAAAGUUGACGUUACCAUAAGUCGUAAUGAUAUAUCCCAUUGUUACCGUAUAAAGACUAUAAAUACUACUAACGCUAACACUAAAACUCUAAACCGCAUUAUCGUUCGUUUUGUGCAUAAGUACAAGCGAGACCUUUUUCUAAAGCAAUCAAGAAAAAAGAAAGAUGAUGAUAAGAAGUCGUUGCUGUCUACGGCCGUCCUCAACCUACUAGCGCUAACAGAAAUUAGCUAUUGUUUUGAAUCUAAUGAUCGUUCUGCGUACGCAUGUACUGUUGUACCCCGCCCGCGCUCCCUGCCUGCUACUCCCACUUUCCCGCUCACUCGGCCGCCCGCGCCCGCGCCCGUACGUUGUACGUCUCACUCAGACUAUCAGUCACGCACGCACGCACUCCGCGCCGUGCGCCCGGUGCGUGAUGACGUGUUGUCGCUUCCCGUUCCAUCGGACCCGGAGAUAUCGAUGUUAAACCCGUAG